This is a messenger RNA of Sus scrofa (pig), 2168 nucleotides long. RefSeq names its product melanoma-associated antigen B16-like. The record is from RefSeq and is a predicted model, not a curated record. Gene Ontology annotation, biological process: negative regulation of transcription by RNA polymerase II. Gene Ontology annotation, cellular component: nucleus. Lineage: Eukaryota; Metazoa; Chordata; Mammalia; Artiodactyla; Suidae.
AAAAGGAAGACACGUGUGCGCCCUGCGGGCCUCCCUCAGAGCUCUGGUGUGUGUCUGCUUCUCUCCAGGCGGCAGCCCCGGAACUCCUUUCUCUCCUUCCUUUACAACCCCUCACAGGUCCCUGACCCUCUCCUGCUCUCCGGCUUUGGCUUCGCUGGAAAGGAGAACAGCUGGCUACUGCUGGACUGAGGGCAUUUAUUUUUCCUGCUCUGUGCCAGGCAUUGCUCUGGGCACAGGAGUUAUAGCCACAAAUUAGACAGAAGUCUUGGAGAUCAUAUUCUUGUGGAUGGAUUAAGAAAUGAAAAGUGAGGCCUACGCUGAGGACUGCUGCCUCAACUGAGCAGAGGGAGGCAUCCCAGAUCCUGCCAGGGGUCGUGGGAGGUGAGGCCUGUUCUGAGGACUGCUGCCCUAGGUGAACAGAGGAAGGAGUCCUAGACCCUGCUAGGAGUCAAGACUUUUGCUUCAGGAAAUCUAAAGAAGGUGAAGGCCUUGGUGUGAGGGUUGCAGCCUCCAGUCAGCUGAAGGAGGACUUCCAGCCUCUACGAGUCAAGGUUGUGGUCCUCUGUUACAUAUCCUGCUCACAUUCCCAUCUGCUACCACUGACCAGAGUGAGAAUGUCUCAGAGUCGGGAGAUUCCACAUUGCACGCAGGAACAACAUUGUGCCCAGGGCCUGGAGGCUGCACAGGCCUCCAAGGAUCCGGAGGAGGCCUCUCUCUCCUCCCAUUCUUUAAUGCCUGGCAACCAGGAGGGGGCUUUGGCUGCUGGGGCACCUAGUACUUCCCAGGGUCCUCAGAGUGCCUGUGUAGCUUAUGCUGUCACCACAGCCCUCUUAUCAGGCAAAUUAGGUGAGCAUUCCAGCAGCCAAGAAAAGGAGGGUGGUUCAGCUUCUUCAGAGUCCUCUUCAGAAGCAGAGAACUUGCCCAUAGACCCUCUAGAUGAGAAGGUGAAUUUGCUGGUGCAGUUCCUGCUGCAAAAGUAUCAAAAGAGAGAGCCGAUCACAAAGGCAGACAUGAUUAAUGAUGUUAUCAGAGAGCACAAGGAUGACUUCCUUGAGAUCCUCAGGAGAGUCUCUGAACGCAUAGAGCUGGUCUUUGGGGUAGAUCUGAAGGAAGUUGAUCCCACUAGCCAUACCUAUGCCCUUGUCAACAAAUUAGACCUCACCUAUGAUGCCAGGCUCAGUGACGAUGAGGGCAUGCCCAAGACUAGCCUUCUGAUAAUUAUCCUGGGGGUGAUUUUCAUGAAGGGCAAUCGUGCUACUGAGGAGGAGAUCUGGGAAGUCCUGAAUAUGAUGGACUUACAUUCUGGGAGGGACCAUUUCAUCUUUGGGGAACCCAGAAAGUUCAUUACUAAAGAUUUAGUGAGGGAGAAGUACCUGGAGUACCGCCAGGUGCCCAAUAGCGAUCCUCCACGCUAUGAGUUCCUGUGGGGCCCAAGAGCCCAUGCUGAAGCCAGCAAGAUGAAAUUGCUUGAGUUUUUGACCAAGAUCCAUGAGUCUGACCCCACUUGUUUCCCAUCCCAGUAUGAGGAGGCCUUGAGAGAUGAGGCAGAGAGAGCCCGAGCUAGAGUUGCCACUGAGGCUAGCACAAGUGCCAAGGCAAAGUCAUGUUCCAAUCCCAGAUCCAGCAGCUCCUCCCACCCAUAGUGAGGUCUGAGGCAGAUUCUUCACUUUGUCAUUAAAGAGAGCAGUCAAUUUUCUAAAUAAUGGAGGGCUGGAGUGUGGCUACAGGGAACUCUGUAUACUGUUUUGUGUACCUCUUCUAUAUGUUAACACAGGUUUAUUUGGGGGGUGAGUUAGUUUUCAAAUGUUCCUUUUAAUGUAACAUUUCAUUAUCUUCAGAAUCUAAGUUGGUGAAUGACAUUGGUCAUACAGUUAUUGCUCUUUAUGGAAUUUAAGAAUACAAGUUUUGUUCAUAAAACAUUGUAAAACUGACUAUCUUCUUUUGUGAUCUAGAAAAGAUAACAUGGCAUGCAAAUAGGCAUUUCUUUAGAACUCAGCAGUAGGAUAGUUGGGAUCAAGAAAAAAAACAGAUGGUCAAUUCUUGGCUUCUCACAUCCUUUUAAAUCUGCUGUUCUGUAAAAUUAGAUGACAUAUAUAUAUGCAUUUGCUUAUGUUACUGAAGAAUGUAAGAGAAAUAAAUCUUAAUAAAUUAGACCCCAUGAACACUGA